This is a messenger RNA of Strigops habroptila (Kakapo), 10924 nucleotides long. It is a transcript of the gene CACNA1B, whose product is annotated as calcium voltage-gated channel subunit alpha1 B. Gene Ontology annotation, molecular function: high voltage-gated calcium channel activity; calcium ion binding. Gene Ontology annotation, cellular component: neuronal cell body; membrane; voltage-gated calcium channel complex. The coding region runs from base 596 to 7702 and encodes 2368 amino acids. Gene Ontology annotation, biological process: chemical synaptic transmission; calcium ion import across plasma membrane. Lineage: Eukaryota; Metazoa; Chordata; Aves; Psittaciformes; Psittacidae. The transcript is spliced from 50 exons. The record is from RefSeq and is a predicted model, not a curated record.
GGGGUGGGCGGCGGCGGCCGGGCCGGCUCCAUCCUUCCCUCCUUCCAUCCCUCCCUCCUGCUCCCUCCUUCCCUCCUCGCCCGCCUCCCGGUGCCGGUGCUUGGGCGGGCGGAGCCGCGGCGACCGAUUGGCUCCGGGCAUCACAUGCGGCGGGGCCGGGCCGGGCCGGGCCAGGCUGGGCUGGGCUGGGCUGGGCACGGCGGAGCGCUCCCGCGGCCGGCACGGCAGCAGCGCGGCCCCUUCCAGCCCCACCGGCCUCCCCCCGCGGAAGGGACCCUGCCGGAGCCGCCGCCGCCCCGGGAUGGGGUCGGGCCGGAGAGACGGUACCUGUGCGGGGAGGUGAGCGGAGCCCCGGCGCCUUCCGCCCGGCCCCGGGCAGCCGCAGCAGCGGGGAAGAGGAAGGGCUGGAGGAAGGUAAAGGGAGAGACAUAUAUAUAUAUAUAUAUAUUUAACUCUAUCUAUAUAUUUCGCUACGAUCAAUCCCGAUCCCGCAACCGAAGCCCCCGGAGGGAGAAGUGCUGCGCGCUGUGAUGCGUCUUCCUCUCGCCUCGGCUGUCAGUUUGGGUUGUAGCGCCCGGCUCCGCGCACUGAGAGAAUGGCUCGGUUCGGGGAUGAUCUGCCAACCCGCUAUGGAGGCGGAGGGCCGGCCGGCGCUGGAAGAGGGAGCAGCCGGCAAGGUGGCCCCCAAGCCGGCCAAAGGAUGUAUAAGCAGUCGAUGGCUCAGAGGGCCAGGACUAUGGCUCUCUACAACCCCAUCCCUGUCAAACAGAACUGCUUCACAGUCAACAGAUCCCUCUUCAUCUUCAGUGAAGAUAAUGUUAUACGGAAAUAUGCCAAGAGAAUAACAGAAUGGCCUCCAUUUGAAUACAUGAUUUUAGCUACAAUCAUAGCCAACUGUAUUGUGCUGGCUCUGGAACAACAUUUGCCGGAUGGAGACAAGACACCUAUGUCAGAGAGAUUGGAUGACACUGAGCCAUACUUUAUUGGAAUAUUUUGUUUUGAAGCUGGUAUAAAAAUCAUCGCUCUGGGGUUUGUUUUUCAUAAAGGCUCUUACCUCCGAAAUGGUUGGAACGUGAUGGAUUUUGUUGUGGUCCUCACAGGUAUUCUAGCAACUGCUGGGACUGAUUUUGACCUGCGGACCCUGCGAGCCGUCCGAGUGUUGCGACCCCUGAAGCUUGUGUCUGGAAUUCCAAGCUUGCAGGUUGUCCUCAAGUCCAUCAUGAAGGCGAUGGUGCCCUUGCUUCAGAUCGGGCUGCUCCUCUUCUUUGCCAUUGUGAUGUUUGCCAUCAUCGGGCUGGAGUUUUACAUGGGGAAGUUCCAUAAAACCUGCUUCUCUAACGAGACGGGUGAUGAGGUGGGAGAUUUCCCUUGUGGAGAGGAGCCACCUGCCAGGCAGUGUGAGAGUGGGACCACCUGCAGGGAGUACUGGCAAGGGCCCAACUACGGCAUCACCAACUUUGACAAUAUCCUCUUCGCUGUGCUCACUGUCUUCCAGUGCAUCACCAUGGAGGGAUGGACCGACAUCCUUUACAAUACAAACGAUGCUGCAGGAAAUACCUGGAACUGGCUUUACUUCAUCCCUCUCAUCAUCAUUGGCUCUUUCUUCAUGCUCAACUUGGUGCUGGGCGUCUUAUCAGGUGAAUUUGCCAAAGAACGAGAGAGGGUAGAAAAUCGUCGAGCUUUCCUGAAACUCCGCAGGCAGCAGCAAAUUGAACGGGAACUGAAUGGAUACUUGGAGUGGAUCUUCAAAGCAGAGGAGGUCAUGCUGGCAGAGGAAGACAAGAAUGCAGAAGAGAAAUCUCCUCUGGAUGGGAGGGCCGCCUCGGAAGGGCCGAUUCAACAAGGCACCGCACCGGCAGAGACUAGCAGCGGCAGCAGCUACAACAUGUUGAAAAGAGCUGCAAUAAAGAAGAGCAAAAAUGACCUGAUUCAUGCUGAAGAAGGUGAGGACCAUUUCACAGACAUUUGCUCCGUUGGGUCUCCUUUUGCCCGUGCCAGUUUGAAGAGUGGCAAGAACGAGAGCUCAUCCUACUUCAGGAGGAAAGAGAAGAUGUUCCGGUUCUUCAUCCGACGCAUGGUGAAAGCUCAGAGCUUCUACUGGGUCGUCCUCUGCGUGGUCGCCCUCAACACACUCUGCGUUGCGAUGGUGCACUAUGACCAGCCAGAGAAGCUCACCACUGCUCUGUAUUUUGCAGAGUUUGUUUUUCUGGGUCUGUUCCUUACUGAGAUGUCUUUGAAGAUGUAUGGACUGGGGCCAAGGAAUUACUUCCACUCUUCAUUCAACUGCUUUGACUUUGGGGUCAUCGUGGGAAGUAUAUUUGAAGUCAUUUGGGCUGCAGUGAAACCAGGUACCUCAUUUGGCAUCAGUGUCCUGAGAGCACUUCGACUGCUGAGGAUAUUCAAAGUAACAAAGUACUGGAAUUCCCUGAGGAACCUGGUGGUCUCCUUGCUGAACUCCAUGAAGUCCAUCAUCAGUUUGCUCUUCCUGCUUUUCCUCUUCAUUGUGGUGUUUGCUUUGCUGGGGAUGCAGCUCUUCGGAGGACAAUUCAAUUUCCAAGAUGAAACACCAACCACGAAUUUUGAUACCUUCCCUGCCGCCAUCCUCACAGUAUUCCAGAUCCUGACAGGGGAAGACUGGAAUGCUGUGAUGUACCAUGGAAUAGAGUCACAGGGCGGCGUCCGCGCAGGAAUGUUCUCCUCCAUCUACUUCAUCGUCCUGACGUUGUUUGGUAACUAUACGCUCCUGAACGUCUUCUUGGCUAUUGCUGUGGACAAUCUGGCAAAUGCCCAAGAGCUGACCAAGGAUGAGGAGGAGAUGGAGGAAGCCACCAAUCAAAAGCUCGCCCUGCAAAAGGCCAAAGAGGUGGCAGAAGUCAGCCCCAUGUCUGCAGCCAACAUCUCCAUAGCUGCUUUUGUAAAGCAAACUCGAGGUACUGUAUCUCGCAGCUCGUCAGUCUCCAGCGUAAAUUCACCCAAGCAGCAGAACUCCUCCAAAUCCAAAUCUGUUUGGGAGCAGAGGACCAGCCAGAUCCGGAUGCACAAUUUCCGAGCCAGCUGCGAGGCACUGUACAAUGAGCUGGAUCCAGAGGAGCGGGUGCGUUAUGCCACCACCCUUCACAUCAGGCCAGACAUGAAGACUCAUUUGGAUCGGCCGCUGGUGGUAGAGCCAAGGAGCGAAGGGAGGAACAACAUCAGCAAGCUGAGUCCUGUGGAUGUACAGGAGGUGGAGCAGACCAAAGUCAGCUCCAGUGAUGGGGCAGAAGCUCCACGAAAGCACCACCGACACCGGGAUAAGGACAAACUGGGAGAGCAAGAGAAGGGUGAUGUGACCAAGGAUGACAAUGGGGAAUCUGGUGUCAAUAAUAAGGAGGAGCGGCACAGGCAGCACCGGAGCCGCAGCAAGGAGGUGGAAGGGGGAAGUAAGGAAGGGAAAAGUGAUCGGAACCGGGGUCCGGAAGGGGGAAAGAGGCACCAUCGCCGCGGUUCGGUGGAAGAAGGUGGUGAGAAGGAGCACCGCAGGCACCGGCCUCACCGGCACUCUGCUGAACGGCAAGGCAAGGAAGGCAAUGGGACAAUCAAUGGGGCCAGGAGCGAGCGGCGUUCCCGACACCGGGGAGGGUCGAGGUCUGGGAACCGGGAAGGGGAGCCCGGGUCCAAGGGCGAGAACGGAGAAGAGCCUCACAGACGGCACAGGUUCAGGAACAGGGCGCUGUCAACCUACGAUUCGGUGGAGAAGGAGAACGGGGAGAAGGAGGGGGAGGCUGGUGAGAAGGAGCACCGGAACCAUCAGCCCAAGGAGAAUAAGUGUGAGAUCGAGGCUAGUGGAAGUGUGAGUGUCCCUGUGCACACCCUUCCCAGCACCUACCUGCAGAAGGUGCCGGAGCAGCCGGAAGAUGCUGACAACCAGAAGAAUGUGACACGGAUGAUUCAGCCACCGCUGGAUAAAACCACCACUGUGAACAUCCCUGUCACCAUCACUGCCCCGCCAGGGGAAACCACUGUCAUACCAAUGAACAAUGUUGAAUUUGAAAGUAAAACGGAGGAGAAGAAAGACGUCGAUGACUUGACGAAAAAUGGGCCUAAACCAAUCUUGCCUUACAGUUCCAUGUUUAUCCUAAGUCCUACAAAUCCGAUUCGGCGUCUGUUCCACUACAUCGUCAACCUGCGCUAUUUUGAGAUGGUCAUUCUCAUAGUUAUAGCCCUCAGCAGUAUUGCCCUGGCUGCAGAAGACCCUGUCCAAGCCGAGUCACCAAGGAAUGAUGCUUUGAAAUACUUGGAUUAUAUAUUUACGGGUGUCUUUACCUUUGAGAUGGUGAUCAAGAUGAUUGACUUAGGGCUGUUACUCCAUCCUGGCUCCUACUUCCGUGACCUGUGGAAUAUCCUGGACUUCAUUGUGGUCAGUGGGGCCUUGGUGGCAUUUGCCUUCUCGAGUUUCAUGGGAGGAACCAAAGGCAAGGACAUCAACACAAUCAAGUCACUGCGAGUUCUGCGGGUCCUAAGACCACUGAAGACCAUUAAACGGCUGCCAAAACUAAAGGCUGUCUUUGACUGUGUGGUGAAUUCCCUGAAGAAUGUCCUCAAUAUCCUCAUUGUUUACAUGCUCUUCAUGUUCAUUUUUGCUGUCAUUGCUGUGCAGCUCUUCAAAGGUAGAUUCUUCUACUGCACUGAUGAGUCAAAGGAGCUGGAGAAGGAUUGCAGGGGUCAGUACCUCGAUUAUGAAAAAAAUGAGGUAGAGGCACAGCCCAGGGAAUGGAAAAAAUAUGAGUUCCACUAUGACAACGUGCUCUGGGCUCUGCUCACACUCUUCACUGUCUCCACAGGCGAAGGGUGGCCAACUGUGCUGAAGCACUCGGUGGAUGCCACCUACGAGGAACAGGGCCCCAGCCCUGGCUACCGAAUGGAAAUGUCCAUCUUUUACGUGGUGUAUUUUGUUGUCUUCCCUUUUUUCUUUGUGAACAUCUUUGUGGCGUUAAUCAUCAUCACCUUCCAAGAGCAAGGAGAUAAAGUGAUGUCAGAGUGCAGCCUUGAGAAAAAUGAGAGGGCCUGCAUAGACUUCGCCAUAAGUGCCAAGCCACUGACCCGCUACAUGCCUCAGAACAAGCAAUCUUUUCAGUACAAGAUGUGGAAAUUUGUGGUGUCCCCUCCCUUUGAGUAUUUUAUCAUGGUCAUGAUUGCACUCAAUACCAUUGUCCUCAUGAUGAAGUUCUAUGAUGCUCCAGAAGCAUAUGAAGAAAUGUUGAAAUGCCUGAAUAUUGUGUUUACAUCCAUGUUUUCAAUGGAAUGUGUGCUGAAGAUCAUUGCCUUUGAUGUACUGAAUUAUUUCCGAGAUGCCUGGAAUGUCUUUGAUUUUGUAACAGUGUUGGGAAGUAUUACUGAUAUUUUAGUAACAGAGAUUGCGGACACGGACAACUUCAUCAACCUCAGCUUCCUGCGGCUCUUCAGGGCAGCCAGACUUAUCAAGCUCCUCCGGCAGGGUUACACAAUCCGCAUCUUGCUCUGGACAUUUGUGCAGUCAUUUAAGGCCUUGCCUUAUGUGUGUCUCCUCAUUGCAAUGCUCUUCUUCAUCUAUGCCAUCAUUGGCAUGCAGGUAUUUGGGAACAUUGCUCUGGAUGAUGAAACCUCCAUUAAUAGGCACAAUAAUUUCCGUACCUUCCUCCAAGCCCUGAUGCUUCUGUUCAGGAGUGCCACGGGGGAAGCCUGGCACGAGAUCAUGCUGUCGUGCCUGAGCAACAGAGCCUGUGACCCACUUUCUGGCCUCACCAAAAAUGAAUGCGGUAGCGACUUUGCCUAUUUCUACUUUGUGUCGUUCAUCUUCCUCUGCUCCUUCCUGAUGUUAAACCUGUUUGUGGCUGUGAUCAUGGACAACUUUGAAUACCUAACGAGAGACUCCUCCAUCCUUGGGCCCCAUCAUUUGGAUGAGUUUGUUCGCGUCUGGGCUGAAUAUGACCCAGCUGCCUGCGGGCGCAUCAGUUACACAGACAUGUAUGAGAUGCUGAGACACAUGUCCCCACCUCUAGGCCUUGGAAAGAAAUGCCCAGCUCGUGUUGCCUAUAAGCGCCUAGUGCGGAUGAACAUGCCAAUCUCACCUGAAGAUUUAACCGUCCACUUCACGUCCACACUGAUGGCCCUGAUCCGCACUGCCCUGGAAAUCAAGCUCGCCUCAGGGGGUGUUAAGCAGCACCAGUGUGAUGCAGAGUUGAGGAAGGAGAUCUCGCUGGUUUGGCCCAACCUGUCCCAGAAGACUCUGGAUUUGCUGGUGCCUCCUCAUAAACCUGAUGAGAUGACCGUGGGGAAGGUCUACGCAGCGCUGAUGAUAUUCGACUUCUACAAGCAGAAUAAGAACAGCAGGGAACAAGUCCACCAGCCGCCUGGAGGCCUGUGUCAGCCUGGACCGGUGUCACUCUUCCACCCCCUGAAGGCCACUUUGGAGCAAACCCAACCUGCAGCAUUCAGCAACGCAAAGGCUUUCCUUCGUCAGAAGAGCUCAGCCUCACUCAACAAUGGGGGUGCCUUGCCAGCCCCAGAGGGUGGGAUCAAAGAGUCUAGUUCUUGGGGAACCCAACGCACCCAGGAUGUGUUUUAUGAAACCAGGACACCAGCUUUUGAACGAGGCCACUCAGAAGAAAUCCCCAUUGAACGGGUGGUAGAAAUGAGGGAAAUUAGCCCCACACUUGCCAAUGGAGAGCACCAACCAGGCCUGGAGAGCCAGGGGCGGGCAGCUUCCAUGCCGCGCCUGGCUGCUGAAACUCAGCCCAUCCCGGACACAAGCCCCAUGAAGCGCUCUGUCUCCACGCUGACCCCGCAGCGUCCUCACCCCAUGCACCUCUACGAGUACUCCUUGGAGCGCAUGCCACCGGAGCAAGUGCAUCACCACCACCACCACCGCUGCCACCGGCGGAAAGAGAAGAAGCAGAAGUCCUUGGACAGGUCCCCCCAUCAGCUGGCCGAUGGACAAGCUGUGGCCCAGUCUGCGGAGUCUUCUUCCAAGGACAAGAAGCAGGAACGCGGCCGGUCCCAAGAGAGGAAGCAGCACUCUUCCUCCUCCUCUGAAAAGCAGCGCUUCUACUCCUGUGACCGCUACGGCAGCCGGGAUCGUUCUCAGCCCAAGUCUACUGAUCAGAGCAGGCCCACCUCACCCAACGGAGGGCCAGAGCAAGGUCCACACAGACAGGGCAGUGGUUCAGUUAAUGGGAGCCCCUUGCUGUCGACAUCUGGUGCUAGUACCCCAUGCCGGGGUCGGAGGCAGCUCCCACAGACUCCACUCACCCCACGCCCCAGCAUCACUUACAAGACCGCUAACUCCUCGCCCGUGCACUUCACCACUUUCCAACCUGUCCUGCCCACCUUCUCCCCGGGACGCUUGAGCCGCGGCUUGUCCGAGCACAACGCGCUGCUGCGGGGAGACCAGCAGCCGCCGGUGGUGGCCCGCAUCGGCUCCGACCCCUACCUGGGCCACCGCGACGACGCCGACAGCCCCUACCAUGCGGUGCCAGAGGACACGCUCACCUUCGAGGAGGCUGUGGCCACCAACUCGGGACGGUCCUCAAGGACUUCUUACGUCUCCUCUUUGACCUCCCAAUCUCACCAAAUCCGCAGGGUGCCCAACGGUUACCAUUACACGCUGGGUCUCAACACAGGCCCCGGGACUGGCACCAGAGGACGUAGCUACUACCACGAAGCUGAUGAGGAUGACUGGUGCUAGUGGCGUGGCAAAACCCUUCCAAGUGUGCGUAUUUAAAAUCGAUGAGUUUUAUCAUCUGGAAGGCUGUGCGCUCCGAUGCGCACGGUGCCCGGGGCCAAGGGGGCCCAUGAGGUAGCCCCCACUGCAAGAACUGCUCUGCCCCCGAGUCUGGAGACACUCCUGCAGCCUCUCUCCUCAAUUUUUCUUUAAUUUUACUUUUUUUUCUUUUCCUCUUUAUUUUUGUUUUUCACUAGACAAAUGGAGGCAGAAGGCUCCCUCCUUAGGGGGAAGGCAGUGUGGGGAGCACAUCUCUCUCCCCCUCUCGCCUUCUUACUGCCUUGUCUAGUUCAGAGACACGCACCAGAUGCCAAAACUACAAUGCACGAGAGAAGCCAAUAGAAGAGCGGUCGUCACCUUCCAUGUCGGAAAAGCAGACAGUUGAUCCUUCCUGAGAUUGGCACUGGUUUUUGUUGGGCUGUUUCUUACUUGAUUUCUCAUUCUAUUUUUGCCCCUGGUCAGGGUGGGAGUUGGGGAGUUGCAAACGGACACAACACAUGAACAAAGCUCAUAUCCGCGGUUUAUCCCGCUCACUGCUAAGAAGGAAGAGAUCUACCCAUGAAACUGGGAGAGGAGAAACACAGACCAGAACAAAGGACAGUCCACUGGGACUUGAUGUUCAGCCACAGCAAUCCUUGUCGGCAGAGCCAGUGCCACGCUUCAGAGCUGCCCGAGCGUUCCGGCAGCCGGGACUCUGCUCCGACACCGCUGCCAUGUGGAUCUCUUUUACUUCACUCACCACGUUGGGUCCUUCACACUGACACAUGAUAAAGCCACAAGAGAGCUACUUUGUAAGGACUGUUUCCUUGCUGCUGAGACUUCUCUUUCCGUCCCUCUCUCCUGUUGACCGCAACACGCCCUCACUGUUUUGUCUUGUUUACAAUAUAAGCUUGAUUUAGCAAAAAAAAAAAAAAAAAAACCAACUAAAAAAAGACAAACCCAGACAAAAAAAGAGGAAAAAGGUUAGGGAUGAGAAGAAGAAAAUGUUAUUGGUUUUAUAUCAAGCUAUUAGAUAGAACUUUAAAUUUUCAUUGUGUGCAUUUUUGUAAAUUGUACAGUAAAAAAGGAAAAAAAAAAGAAAAAAAGAAAAAUAAUUACUCUUUAUGUAGAGAAUUAGUCCAAUUGUCAUUCCAGGUCCCACUGUUUCUACCGAAUGCUCCAGUUGUUCACUACUAAGUGCCUAACCUUUGAAAUCUUUCACAGCGACGAUGCAACCUCUCGCUUCGAUGCAUCAGCCCUUGGGCGAGCGUGGGGAGGAGCAGGAGGGGAGGGAGGGCAGGACCCGGGGGUCCCGCAGCGUGAUGCUGGGUAUCCCAGUACCAGGUUGGAAGCUUACAGUGGGGAAGGCAAACAUGCUUUGGGGUUGGCUUAGGUUUUGUUGGCCUUUUUAUUUCUUCUUCUUUUUUAUAUAUCUAUAUAUACUUUUAUGGGUGGGAGGGGAGUGGUUGCAGCAAACCCGGCCUUUUCUCAUUGACCAGUGUUUAGGUCCUGCGGGAGAGAUGCAGGUGGAAAAGUACAGCAUCUGCAGAGAAGCUCUUCUCUUGCAGAAGCAGCGUCCUUCACACUGCGUGUCAAGUCGCAGUCGGGCUGCGAGAGCUCUGGCCAUGUUCCAUGGUGCAUAACUUGUGUUGAGGGCAGUUGGAGAGAGUCUUGGGUUUAUUGCCUGUUAAGAGAAGGUUAAAAUAAUAAUAAUAUAAAGCAAAACCUCUAACUCUGAUUCUCAGGGAUGAGAUUUCUGUGUUCUCACAAUGACUCUUGUGUUGGAUGUUUUCUUUCUUUUGUGCACAUGUGGAUUUCUGCACUUUGAGCCUUGGGAAAGGGGCGAACAUGAUGUGCUGGUGGGGAGGGAGCACUGAAGGAAAAGCCUGGGCAGGACCUUGUGUCCAUGGGUCUGAUGAACCAUUGUAGGGCUAAUUUGGGGCACAGGGACCUGUAAUUUGCUGACAAAAGGUUGAAGGAGAAUGGGUGGGAGGUGCCAGAUGAGCACACCACUAAAAAUAAUAAGAAAAAGGAGAGGGUUGGACAGAUGAUUUUAUUCAGAGGAUCUACCAAGGCCCAGAACUGUGAAACUACUUAGGACCGGUGUUGAUCCUGCUGGACCCUGGGGAUUCCUUUUGUAUCUGGGGUGGUUGGGUGGUAUGGGAUGCUACCACAAUGCUCUCAUGCUCUCAGCAAGUGUUUCAGCCUCAAGCAGUCUGCUGUAGGGUGGUUCUUCACAUCUCCUGUAGCUCUUCUGUUGAGGAAAUUCAACCUGGUUUUGUUUCCUUCUGUGGUUUUCUGUUUUGUUUUGUUCCGUUACUAAUUAAUAAUCUCUGGCUAAUCUCAUCCCUGGAUUCUGCUAAAGGGUAACUCCUGUCUAUAUCUCUGUCUCUGUAUUUGUGUGCACUUUGAAUAAAGGAAGUGCAAUAGCCAGAGGGCUGCCGUGGGUAACAGCUGUGAUUUGCAAACGGAGGGCUAUGCAACAAGAUGACACGUUCAGAAACACAUCCAAACCACCAACAGUCUGAAAGACCUUCAUCCAUUCUGUAGCUUUAUCUGCUGGAUUUUCCUGUUUCAGGCUUCAGCAUGAUUGUGACCAAAUGUUUUAUACAUUUUCCUUAUAAGAAGGCACAAACACUUUAUUUGGGAUUUUAAUGAAAAUGUUCCUAUUUUACUCCAGGAAGUAAAGGAGAGGGAAACCACAAUCUCUCUGCCAGUGCAUGCAAACAUUGUACCCAAACCGGAAAGCAAAAGAGGUGUCUUUCUGUAUGGAAUAACUUUGUCUUUCCCCUUCCUCUACCAUUUUAGACACUCGCACCCCCAGUCCUACACUAACACACCAUCUGGAAGUGCACAGCCAAAACCCAUGGCCUUGGGUCACUCCAGUUCUUAGGUAGAACAUGAAGAAGGACCUCAAGUUGUCCAAUCCUCCACCUGCCUCGUAGGGGUCGAUGCCAGUGACAGACAAGCCUGACCACAGUUGUUCAUAACCCUUUUCCCCCCUUUUUUUACAGCCUCUCUGCUGUCUCUUCAAUGCAUACAUGAUAUUUCCAAGAAUCCUCAUAGUGAGUUGCCAAACUUGAAUUGCACCAAUCAGUUUUCUGCAUCCAGAAACCAGUCUCGUAGUGGCUGUACUUUGACUAAGUAAUGUUUGCAUGUAAAAUAUAUACAUAUAUACAUAUCUAUAAAAAGUAUGUGCAUGGAAAA